GUAGGCUACGAAUUUGCAGUUGUAUGCUAGUUUUCAUUACUCUAUCCUAACCUUUACGGUGUUUUACAAACUGGUCGAGUUUUAAGGCAGUCGUAAAUAUGGAUGAUUCCCCGGAGGACAGAAGAUCUGAAGUAGAUGUUCUUCAGGACAUUUCACAUAACUUCUCGAAGUCUAUGUCCAUUGCCCCAGCGGAUCUUGACACAUACACAAGGAAAGCAAAAGAGGCUUUUAAGCAGGGAAACCCUGCAACAUCCCUCGAGAUUCUGAAAGAGGCCUACAAACACUACCCAGAUGAGAAAAUUAAGGGCCGAAUAAAGAAGCUGCAAGAGUUCAUCAAUCAGAUGGAUGUGCAGUCCUCAGAUGAUGAGGAUGAGUUCAUCGAUGUCAACAACAGUGGCUUGAUGCUCAACAAAAGGAUUUAUGAUAAUCUGUAUGAUCACCAGAAACAAGGUGUGGCCUUCUUGUAUGGUCUCCAUAGGGAUGGAAGGACGGGUGGAGUUCUGGCGGACGAUAUGGGUUUGGGAAAAACUAUUCAGGUGAUCUCCUUCCUGUGUGGCAUGUACGACUCUGAGCUGCUGCAGAACUGCCUGCUGGUGAUGCCUACCACCCUCAUCACCAACUGGGUGCGGGAGUUCCAGAAAUGGGUGCCAGGGAUGAGGGUGAGAGAGUUCCAUGGAACAAGCAAAGCUGUCCGCAGCAAGAAUCUGAGAAAGGUCCAAGUCAAAGGUGGCGUUCUCAUCACCUCCUAUCAAAUGGUGAUGAACAACUGGGAGCUCUUGAGCUCCAUUGACGGGAGGGAGUUUUACUGGGACUAUGUCAUCCUAGAUGAGGCGCACAAGAUCAAAACCUCAUCAACCAAAACGGCCAAAAGUAUGCAUGCCGUCCUAGCCAAGCAUCGCGUGCUGCUAACUGGAACGCCUGUGCAGAACAAUCUGCGAGAGAUGUGGUCGCUGUUUGACUUUGCCUGCCAGGGGUCACUCCUUGGAACGUACAAAACCUUCAAGACGCAAUAUGAAAAUCCCAUUACUCGGGCACGUGAGAAAGAUGCCACCCCUGGCGAAAAGGUGCUCGGUUUCAAGAUGUCUGAGAACCUCAUGGAGAUCAUAAGCCCUUACUUCCUGCGGAGAACCAAAACAGAGGUAUUGAAGAAUGACAACGAUGAUCAAAGAUCUUCAGAGGUAGACGACCAGCCGACACCUACUGGCGACGGAGGCUUAGAGGUGCCUUCGCUCCCCGAGAAAAAUGACCUGAUCGUGUGGACGUACCUGAGUCCAGUUCAAGAGCAAAUCUACAGGAUGUUUAUCUCUCUGGAUCACAUUAAGGAGGUGCUGAUGACCACACGUAGCCCACUGGCUGAGCUGACCAUUAUCAAGAAGCUUUGUGAUCAUCCAAGGCUUCUCUCAGACAAAGCUGCAAGCGAACUCGGUCUGCUGGGCGGACAAGACCAUGCUUUGCCUGACAUCGAGAACAGCAGCGGAGCCAACAGUAUCGAUCACGUCUCAGAUGAGACCCUGAUCUCGGAGUCAGGCAAGCUGGGAUUCCUCAUUGAGUUACUAGAGCGCCUCAGAGAAGAAGGGAACCGCACACUAGUGUUCUCCCGGUCCGUUAAGAUGCUGAACAUCAUACAGCGCAUUUUGAAAAACAAAGGGUUCAAGAUAGUGAGAAUAGAUGGCACAGUGACCGAUCUCUCUGAGAGAGAGAAACGGAUUGGACGCUUUCAGAAUGACCCGAGCAUCUCAGUCUUCCUCUUGACUACACAGGUGGGUGGCGUUGGACUCACUCUAACAAGCGCCAACCGCGUGGUGAUCUUUGACCCCAGUUGGAACCCUGCCACUGAUUCCCAGGCUGUGGACCGUGCCUACCGGAUUGGACAAACACGUAAUGUCAUUGUGUACAGACUCAUCACCUGUGGCACUGUGGAAGAGAAGAUCUACCGCCGACAGGUCUUCAAAGACUCCUUGAUCCGACAGACUACAGGAGACAACAAGAACCCCUUCCGUUACUUCAGCAAGCAAGACCUGAAGGAGCUCUUUAAACUUGAGGACACCCACUCGUCCACCACCCAGCUGCAGCUGGAGCAGCUUCACUCCAAACAGCAGAGUGGAGACCCCGACCUGAUGGAGCACAUCGCCUACCUGUACACCAAAAAGAUGUUUGGCGUCUCCCACCACGACCUCCUGUUCUGUGUACAGCCAACCGAGGAUGAUGUAGAGGACCACGAGGAGCACGAGUACAUUGAGAAGAGAGUGCUGACUGCUGAGAACCUGAUGAAGGUCGAGUCGCAGAUCCAAAAGGACCUGAAGGACUUUGAGCUGCAGCACACAGAGCCAAGGUCACUGCAGCAGCCCGUCAGGAGAGGACGUCAGGAGUCUGACAAACAAAGACAUGAGGAUCUGGAUCAGUCUGUUCAGGAGUUCACAGCGGAAGAACCAGUCGUUGUUUUGGAUGAAUCCCCUGAAUCCCCUGAAUCCCCUAACCUCUCUGUUGCAAACGAAGUUGUGCUUGAACUGGAUUCCUCACGAACAGAGGAGAUGGAGUCACUCCAGAGAAACUCCACAAUGGGUGAUGCCAAUGACAUCAUAUGUUUGGAUGAUGACGAGACUAAUGUGGUUGUUAAGCAGGAACAGAAAUCUUUUACUGUUGGCGAUGACGAAGACUACAUGGCUGGUGGGAGAAACUCCACAAUGGGUGAUGCCAAUGACAUCAUAUGUUUGGAUGAUGACGAGACUAAUGUGGUUGUUAAGCAGGAACGGAAGUCUUUUACUGUUGGCGAUGACGAGGACUAUAAGGCUGGUGGAAGAAAGUCCUUAGUAAUAAAUAAGUCCUUUGAAGGAAAUUCCAGCUUGGCUAAAGGUGAUACCACCACGCCUGUGAAUGAUGAAGUGAAUAUGUCCACCGAUUUCACAGAAAACCACCUGAUUGUUGAGGAUGAGGAUGUCAGCUUUGUAGAAAGCAAAAGAGUCUCUCUUGCAUACUGUGAGCAGGAAAGAGACAUCACCACAGUUGAUGAUGAGGCGGACAUGUCUACUGAGUACCUGGAGGAGGACCAGGUGAUGAGCGAGGAGGAGGACCAUGUUGCUACAAGGAAGAAAAAAGCCUUUGUUAUCAAUUCCAGUGAUGAUGAGGGAGAUGAUGAUGAUGAUGAUGAGGGUUCAGUCAGAGCAGACGGAACAGGAAAUCUCUCAUCGCUGGGAAAAUCUGACAUGAGUCACAAGCCUGAUAGUUCAGGUGGCGUGGAAUACCAGCUGUUGAGUGAUGAGGAAGAUGACGUUGUUAAAAAGAAGAAAAGUUGUUUUCUCAUCCUCAGCAGCGACGAGGAGGGAGAUGACGAGGAAGAAGGAGAGAGGUCAAAAGCAGACUGUGUCUCCUCACCAGGAAAUUCCCGCUUGGAUGAGACGAAUAACGGACCAGACACGUCCGAACAUGCCAAAGACAAGCUGGAAAUCCAGAAGGAAGCUGACAUCAGCUCGGGUGAGAACAAAAGUGCCUUUCUGACGUACAGCAGUGAGGAGGAGGAGGAGGAGGAAGAAGACGGGAAAAGUAUGGACAGGCAAUCUUCAAAAACAGCCAGUUACACAUCCUCCACCCCGGGAAAUUCCAGGCUGACUGACUCUAAUGGGAUCACCUCUGGGGAUGACAACGCCAACAUGUCCGCCUUCAUGGAGGACCAGCUGAUAAGUGACAAGGAAGACAGUGUCAUUAUUACUAAGAAGAAGAGAGCCUUCGUCACCUACAGCAGUGAGGAAGAGGAGGGGGAAGAGGGAGAUGGUAGCGAUGUCUGUGAUGGCUCGAGAGAGAACUUUCAGUUCACCAGCAGCCUCAUGUCUGUGUCAGGGGUUGGAGAUCGCUCCUACUCAUCAGUUGCAUCAAGGCGGUCCCUUGUAGAUAAUCUGAUGGAGAAGUUUGAGGACAUUCUCAUGGACGAGGAUGAGACGAGUGAAGAGAUGACUGACAGUGAUAAAGAGAAUGACAUGUUCUGCACCCUAGAUCAGUCAGGGUGAUUGGGUGAUCAUUAGAGUAGGUGUAAAAUACUACUACCAUCCUAAAUGUCUACUUUUCAUGUGUACUGUUCGAUCAUGUUCUGUUUGAGCGUUUGUUCAGUAUUGAUCAUUAGUUCGUAAUAAAUAACUUUGGCAUUGAUAGCAUGGGUUUAUUUAAGGUUAUAUGCAGUUCAAAUGGGUCCACAUAGCU
Molecule: messenger RNA, 4191 nt
Organism: Sardina pilchardus (European sardine)
Lineage: Eukaryota; Metazoa; Chordata; Actinopteri; Clupeiformes; Clupeidae
Product: DNA excision repair protein ERCC-6-like
Exons: 4
Coding region: 99-4001 (1300 amino acids)
Molecular function (GO): DNA translocase activity; ATP-dependent chromatin remodeler activity; ATP binding
Source: RefSeq, a predicted model, not a curated record